AUGCCCUCUAGAAAGCGUAGCCGCUCAGAGGAGAGGGUGACAUCGCCACAAGGGAAAGAGAAUAGCAAUGAGCAGAACGUGGAGCCUCCUCCUUCCUCUCCUCCUCACUCCAAGAAAAGGACCAAGGCAUCGAAUAAGCCUGCUGCUAAGGAGAAGGGUGAUGUUCCCUCGAAGGUUGUCAAUGUGGCCUAUGGGGAAGUUAAUAAGAAGGGUGAGAAGGUCCCUAUGACCACCGUUGAGCGACACAAGAAGGGCAAGGAAGACUUCACAGCAGUAGCUUGGAAUGUGGGCUCUCUUCGGUCUCUCCUCAACCAUAAAGUUAAAGAACUUACCGACCUAUGUAAGAAGGAACAGCCUGACGUUCUUGGCUUCAUGGAGAUCAAGUUGUCCAAUGAGGACAUGUGUGAGGAGUGCGAUAAUCUAUUACGGGAAGCAGUUGAGGAUAUCUUGGGUCCUGUUGAGAUUGUAUGGAAUCACUGUACAGCCAAGAAGGGCUAUUCUGGUACUGCUUUCGUGGUUCGUAAAAGUGCUGGUAAGUUCGAUAGUAAGCUUGGCAUCGAUGGUCACGAGGAUCCUGAGGGUCGUACCAUCGCUUUAGAGUUUGACGAUAUGGUAGUGGUCUUAUGCUACGUUCCGAAUUCAGGGCAGGACUUGAACAGGCUUGCCCAUCGGACCUCUGGGAAGGAAUGUUUCGAUGCUAAAUUGGCAAAGUAUUGUGGAAGUUUCGAUAAGCCUACCUUGUUGUUGGGAGAUAUGAACGUGGCAGAUCGUGAUGUGGAUAUCUGGAAUGUCGACAAGCCUCAUAUUCCUAAGAGUGCCGGUACCACGAAUGAGGAGCGAGAGUCUUUUAGGGAGCAUUAUACAUCUAAGGGUUUCACCGACACCUUUGUCAAUAUGCACCCAGAGGCUACUGGUUGCUUCUCUUACUGGUCCGUUCGUGCUCGUAACAAGCCCAAGAAUAGAGGCCUCAGGCUGGACUACGUUAUCACAGCUCCAGGCUUUCCUAUGGAUAAAAUUAAGGAUGCGUUUAUUCUCGAGGACUUUGCUCCCCAUGGUGACCAUUGUCCGGUCGGGAUCACUUUCAGGAGGUCGAAGAAGCACCCAUUGAAACGGCAGUAA
Molecule: messenger RNA, 1119 nt
Organism: Perkinsus marinus ATCC 50983
Lineage: Eukaryota; Perkinsozoa; Perkinsida; Perkinsidae
Product: Apurinic endonuclease-redox protein, putative
Exons: 2
Coding region: 1-1119 (372 amino acids)
Biological process (GO): base-excision repair
Cellular component (GO): nucleus
Molecular function (GO): phosphoric diester hydrolase activity; double-stranded DNA 3'-5' DNA exonuclease activity; DNA-(apurinic or apyrimidinic site) endonuclease activity
Source: RefSeq, a predicted model, not a curated record